Molecule: messenger RNA, 2140 nt
Organism: Leptopilina boulardi
Lineage: Eukaryota; Metazoa; Arthropoda; Insecta; Hymenoptera; Figitidae
Exons: 3
Coding region: 258-1325 (355 amino acids)
Source: RefSeq, a predicted model, not a curated record
AGUUGGUGCUCGAGAGCCGCUCAUGCCCCACAUUUCGUUUAUGUGUUGGCACUGCAAGGCACAUUCCUGCACCGGUUAAAACGGAAGAUCUUCCGUCGUUGCGAUUUUCCGAUUCACGUAAAAUUUGCGUUCUUAAUAUUUUAAAUUAUAGUGCUAUAUUCCAACUGCAAAUUUGGCUGAAAGAAAAAUUUUGUAAGGUUCCUCACAAUGUUACCGGAAAUCAAAUAAAUGUACCUGUAAAAUUUUCAAAGAAAAUAAUGGAAGAGGACGAUGGCUUUGGAUUUACAAGACGUGAUGAUAUGGUCCUGCGCAAGGUGUUGACGUCACGAUCGACGGUUACAAAAGGAAUGACGACGAAGGAUGAUGUGGUGGGGGAAUUGGAGAACCGAAGAGCGCAAAAUACUAAGGAGGCAACAACAGCUUUGAAAAACACCCCCAACCCAACGAGCAGCGGAUUCAUUCUGGCACCGACGAAAGGCGUGGUGAAGGGAGGCACGACUUAUUCACCGGAAACCGGAAGCGAUUUACUCGCGAAGCGGCAACACACGAAGACCUCAGUUGCUCGUGACACGCCGAACAUACCAAACGUGGUUGAGUAUCAUUUGAAAGUGAAGCCACAGUGCCUGAAGGACACAGUAGACAGCCAACAUAAUUCCGUCACCGGCGAGAUGAAAAAGGACAAUCCCCCAAGCUCGAGAGUUGAUGACAAGAAAAAGGAUAUUUCCACGAAACUUUCAAAAUUGACAAUCAACAAUAAUGUCUUUGAAGGAUCGAGUGAAUUGCCGCAAGUAUUUCAAGUGAAAUAUCUUGGAUCACAUGACGCCAGAGGCCUCUGGGGUAUAAAGCACACACGUAAACCAGUCGAUAAUAUGGUGGCAGCUGCAAAAUCAUUACCGGCUGGUACAAUUCUUCCGUUUAUUAAACUCGUUGUUUCAAAGGAGGGCGUUGCCCUCUUGCCAUUGGGAGGUAAGAAAAAACUUGACGCUGGAAUCUCCAAGGUCUAUCCGAUUGAGACAAUUUCCUAUGGAGUUCAAGAUCUCGUUUAUACAAGAGUUUUUUCCAUGAUUAUCGUUAGGGAAACCGACAAUUUCCGUCGUCUCUCGCCCUUCGAGUGUCAUGGAUUUGUUUGUGAAUCAAAACAUCAUGCAAGACAAUUGACUUAUGCAUUGGCUUCGGCUUUUCAAAUUUAUUCACAGCAUAUUAAAUCGUCAACACAAAAGAAAGUUGUUGUCGAUGUUCAAAGUAAUACAAAAAAACGAUUUGUUAUCGAUCUCAGAAGUCCGGAUGAUAUUGAAGCUGAUCUUAAUCUUGAUUCUGAAGCGUGAAGAAAAAAAAAACUACUAUUAGUUGUGUAUAUAAGAAAUCAGACUGAAAUUCGAAUGAUGAUAAAUUAUUGAUAAUGAAAUAAUAUUUUUGUAAAUAUUUGAAAAUUAGGAAUAUUUUUGUAAAUUAACAUUCUUUUUAAGACAAGAUAUCUCUUGUGAUGUAUUUUAUUAAAUAUUUUUUAUUUUUAUUUUUAUCUAGAUAUAGAUAGUAGUUUUGUAUCGUGUGGAUUUUAAAGCGAGCAGACAAUAUUUUUUGUCUAACGCAAUGGCUAGAAAUCCAAAGAUACUGAAUAGAAAAGAGAUAAUGGUUAUUAACUGCGAGGUUUUCUCUCCAUUUCUAUAUUAUAAAGUUAAGCUAUCUCAUUGGCAAUAUUUAAAAAAAAAAUUAAUAUGAUAGAAAAAAGUUUGCCAACGUCGUUUAAAAAAAAAGUAUAUUUAUUUUUAAAAGUUGCAAAAAUGUUUUUUUCGAAAAUUUUUUUUUUUUUUAAUUAAAAUUAUUUUUCCUCAAUGAGAUUUUAUUUGUUUCGUGAAUUUCUUUUCAAAUAAAUUAAAUAUUUUUGCAACGUUGGCACCUUUAUGAAGCAUAAAAUCACUUUUGUACAGUUCUUCAUAAUUGAAAAAAAAUUUUCUGCUUAGAAAAUUGAAUUACACAAAAACCAAUAUCAACACAUAUCAUUGUAAAUAUUAAAUUAUAUUUUAAUUAAGUUACAAAUUAAAAUAUUAUGUAUAAAUGAUAAAUUUUUGUUUUUCUUAAACUUUAGGCAUAUGGGACGCUUGUGUAACUUGUAUAAUUUUUGCGCAUUAUUUUUUUUAAA